AUGUCGAGUGGCGGUGCGCCUGGCGACUGGUACGACACACAGUACGACACAUACACGGACAAGUUCGCCGAUGGGGACGGCACACGGUUACUGGCCUCGAGCGGUAUCUCCGCGGGCGGCAAGGGAGCGGGGGGCGGUGGGGGGGGCCGCAUGGAGCGGUUGUCCGACUACCUGGCGGUCAGGUGGAAGGUUGUGGUGCUGGCGUGGCUGGCAGUGGCGGUGGUGGGAAUAGCCUCUUUCCCUGGCUUCCUCUCGUCGUCCUCGCUGCCUGCGGACCCUCGUGCCGUACCCCAGUCGUACCAGCUGCAUCUCUCCCUGCCUGCCUACGGGGCGUUCACCACCCCCACCCCCGCCAGCGGUACCGCCCCCAGCCCCCCCCCUCCCACCUUCAGCGCCGUGGCCUCCCUGCAGCUCUUGGUGACCGGGGCCCCCACCUCCUGUCUGGUGCUGCAUGCCGCAAACCUCAACAUCAGCCGACUGGACGUGGAGCAGCUGGGCAGUAGCGGCAGUAGCGGCAGGGAGAACGAAGGGACUGCUGCGGGAGGGCGCCGCCGGCUGCAGCAGCAGCCGCCGCCGCCGCCGCCGCCGGCUGCACUGCUGUCCCGGUGCCUGUGCGGCUGCAAUGACAGCAGCCCCGCGUGCUCCGUAGCCACGAUCCAAAGCGCCACUUCCCAGUCCAUCGUCCUCAACCUGAAUGGACUGGUGCUGGCCACCGGAGACCAGUGGCGCCUCACACUCACCUACACCGGAAGUGUACGGCCCUCCUCGGACGGCUUCGGACUGUUCAUGUCCGACCCGUGGGUCGCGGACACACCCGUUGGAGCCGCACCAUCGAACAGCGUGUUGCUGACGACCCAGUUCGAGGACAACUUUGCCAGGUACCUCCUACCCUGCUUUGAUGCGCCGGGGUACAAGGCCAACUUUUCGGUUGCUGUGGAGCUUCCUGACAACCUGACGGUGCUGUCCAACACCCCCCCACUGAGCUCCGUACCCGUCACCACCACCGCCACCACCACCACCACCACCGGGGGUCGCAAGCUGGUGACCUUCGCGGUCUCCCAAGGUUUUGCACACGUCCCUCUUUCCGUACUACGUCCUCCUGCAGUUGGGCGGACCACGCCGGUGAUGCCCGUGUACGCGCUCGCCAUUGCCGCCGGGAACAUGACCAGCCUCAACUCCAACAUCACCACCUUCCCAAUGGCCACAUCCUCACCACCCCCUGAGCACCUCUCCCCCCAACCCCCCAACCCCCGGAUGUACAGCGGCGGCAGUAGCAGCAGCAGCAGUAUGCAGAUCCGGGUGUGGGGCCCCGCCUCCAUGAACGCGACGAGGAGGUUGGCGGGGUCACUGGGUAUUGCGGAGGCCGCCUACAGCUUCUACCUGAACUACACGGGCAUGGCGCUACCUCUAUCAAAGCUGGAUCUGGUUGCCGUACCAGGGAAGUCGUACGCCAUGGAGAACUGGGGGCUGCUCAUGUUUGACACGGAAAGCUGCCCCUCGUGCGGUACCUGCGCCCCCAAUUACUUGGUGAUGCCGCAGGACAACCUGGCAUUAAACGAGGGCGUCGCGUCGUACAUCGAGUACGAUUGUAUUGCCGCCGUACUGCCGUCCGUUUUGCCUUUGAGCUCCUAUGGCCUUUCCCUGGCCGAGCCGCUCCGCCGCCUGGUGGUGCCGCCGCUGGGUAUGGCUGCCGGCGUGCACGAGGGGGUGCUGUGGCGGUCUCGUUGGGCGGAUGAGGACCCGCUGGUGGGGGCGCCCCUGGACGCGAACGCCUCGUCCGUACUCGUGUACUCCAAGGCCGCAGCCAUCCUGGAUGCCGCCGCCGGCCUGGCGGGCCAGGAAGGACUUCGAAGAGCGCUCCAGGGGCUGCUGGCGUCGAACAUGUACGGCACCGCAACGGUUUCGGAUUUAGUGGACCGCAUCGCCGCGGAAGCGGCUGGCCAGUGGAACGGCACCUUGCUGGGGGACCAGGAAGCAGUGGCGGCGGGGGUGAUGGGCUGGUUUACGAAACCUGGCGUGGCCGACUCAGACGAGCGUCCUUCAGCUCUCCCAGCAGCGGCUGUGCAGCUGGGGUCUGUGGCCCGAGGAGAGCGUGCUGACGCCGCUAACUACACACCCGUACUCAGAUGCCCAGGGAACCCCUCAGGCCCCGGCUCCGGAACCACCGGUAUCCCCGCCAACCUCACCACCACCACCGCGACCUGGUGGCUGCCGCUGCUGGCUGUGUCGGCUGACGGCUCCUCCCCCCCCACCGGCCCCUCGGGGGGCCCCGCGGUGCCGCCACUGCUGCUGUUCCCGCUGCCGUACGGGCUGCCCUCGGACAAGUGGAUGCUGCGAGGUCCGGGUUUCACGGGGAUGUACGUUACUGCGUACGGCAGUCCUGUCGGGGUGAACGGAACGGUCCUGGACGCCCAGAUGGUGUUACGAGAUACCCUGGCACUGGCCUUCUCACUGCCCGCCACCACAUCCACCACCAACCCCACUGCUGCGGGGGCCCCGCUGGGUGACCCCUCCGCACUGCUGCUACUGCCGUCGGGAUCAGUUCCCGGUGUGGCGGCGGCGGGUAACACGGCCCCGCUGCCCGCCGUGUUGGCGGCCAUUGACACGGCCCUCACCAGCCCCCUGGCGAGGACGGGUGCGGGUAUGUACUCCCUGGGGCAGCCCGCGCUGAUGGCGCUGGACUACUUGCAGGGCCUGUUCGCCUCAAGCUCCAACUCCAGCGCCAGCUGCAAUGCCGACCUCCAGCGCUGGGUGGUCCGCAGGGUGGGGCCCCUCGCCAGGGCCGCAACCAACAACACUGCGAAGCCAGACAACUUGGUCGACCAGUUCCUGUUGCGACUGGCCCAGUCCCAGAUUGUGACGGAGGCAGCCCUCUGGGGGGACAGCGGGGCGAGGGACUUCGCAUGCUCCCUAGCCGCACAGAUAUAUGCAGCCACCCCCUCCUCUGCUGCUGAGGGGGGUACGGGGGCGGUGGACCCCGACUGGCUGCCGGCCGCCCUGGCGGUCCCUCUGGGGGCGGCCUUCAACGCCAGUCUGACCCAGCUGAUGAGCCCCACUGCCGACCCGGAGGUGGUCGCGGCCCGCCUGUACGCGCUGUCGUACACUGGUGAUGCCGUACUGCGCAGCAGCCUGCUGGACGUACUUCAGGCUGGGUUGAAUCUGUCUGGUUCGGUUGGGACCGGCCGUGGGGGUGCUGGAGCUCGGGUGCUGAGCCGGUCUUUGGUUGAGGGAGUGAUGGGCCGGUUGGUGGGCAGCGCCCAACGGGACGUGUUCUUCAAGGCAGCUGCUUCUGGUGGUGGUGGUGAUUUGGGGGGAAGCGGCUCCGGAACCAACUCCACCAUUCACCAGACCUCCCAACCACCAUUCAACGAGCUGCUGUCGGCGGCGCUGACCGGCACUCCUGCGGCCGGCAGCGGUGGCCUCAUGGGCCUUAUCAGCACCCUCGCCGGAAACGAUGGUGGGCGUGCCCUCGGUGUGUUGGAGAGCACCGUGGCUCGCUUCCUCACAAGCCCGGAGCAGCUGAGCAACCUGAGCGACCUGCUGUGCGGCAGGGGACCCGCGAGCGCCUUCUACACGACCGGUGUGGCGGCAGCGGACUUGGCGACUGCCCGGUCCCGAAUACUGGGCCGCGCGCAGUCCCGACUGCAGUGGAUCGCCAGCACCCCUUUCACGGUUGAUCCAUGUAUGUAUGCAGUUAUGUCUCGAGCUGGCUGGGAGGCUGGUCGCCUGAGUCUGCCGAAUGGGCGUUUCCGUACGUGUUGCGAUCAGCAAUCCCUGAACCUGAUCGGUGUUGGGGGUUUGUGGGGAGAUGGCUGGCCGGUACACACAGCCACAAGUAUUAGAUCACGGCCGUGUGUAACGGCGUUGAAGCAGCUUAAGAAGUACGACUUAGGGUUUGACCGCUAG
Molecule: messenger RNA, 3906 nt
Organism: Volvox carteri f. nagariensis
Lineage: Eukaryota; Viridiplantae; Chlorophyta; Chlorophyceae; Chlamydomonadales; Volvocaceae
Exons: 26
Coding region: 1-3906 (1301 amino acids)
Biological process (GO): proteolysis; peptide catabolic process
Cellular component (GO): cytoplasm
Molecular function (GO): zinc ion binding; peptide binding; metalloaminopeptidase activity
Source: RefSeq, a predicted model, not a curated record